Wasmannia auropunctata (little fire ant) is the source of this 1009-nucleotide messenger RNA. Its product is annotated as UPF0585 protein C16orf13 homolog A. The coding region runs from base 289 to 963 and encodes 224 amino acids. The transcript has 4 exons. The record is from RefSeq and is a predicted model, not a curated record. NCBI's taxonomy places the organism in Eukaryota, Metazoa, Arthropoda, Insecta, Hymenoptera, Formicidae.
GGCGCGCGCUCUCAUGCUUCUCUUCUCUCUUCUCUCUGCUUCGGUGACUUCGGUCUUCAGGUUAGGUUUAAUUGUAAUUUCGAAAAUACAUCGAUUGCGCGUCAACUGUGCGCAGCCUUAUCAACAGCAAGAUCGAUAAAGCUCUAAAGUCGAAACACUAUUUCAUUGUCGAUUCAGAAACGGACGGUUUAGCAAUCAAGUGUAAAUGUAUUUUGACAAGUUGCAAAAGUGAAAAUUAUAUAUCAAAGGUGUGCUAUAAAUGUUAUGUGAAUAACAUAUAACACAGAAAUGAAUAUUAUUCAUUACGCUGUUAAUCACAGGUCACACACUAUGGCUGCCAAAAAGCUCGUUUAUCCUGCGGCGGACCGUAAUAAGGAACCAAUAUUAUUGGUUUUAAAACGAUACAUCCAACGCGGCACAAAUCAGACCUUCCUGGAAAUAUCCUCCGGUUCGGGACAACACGUGGCACAUUUCGCGCCGCAUUUCCCACAUGUCACGUUUUAUCCCUCGGAAUACGAGCCGCGACUUCUGGAUAGUAUUGCCGCGUACGCGAAUGAAUAUUCUAAUAUAAAAAGCCCCGUGAGAAUUGAUAUUACCACGGACUUCCGGCUGUGGGGUAACGGUAUUUUUAAGCCAAACAGUUUCGAAUAUAUGUAUAAUGCGAAUAUGAUGCAUAUUUCGCCAUACCAGUGCACCAUCGGUUUAUUUAACAAUGCGGGUCAAUUACUGAAGCCAAAUGGGCUACUAAUCACCUAUGGACCGUUCGCUUUUAAUGGCCAGAUCACUCCGCAGAGUAAUAUAAGUUUCAACGAGUCCUUGAAAUCGCAGGAUCCAAGUUGGGGUUUACGAGAUGUAACAGACUUGAAAAAGUUAGCUGAAGAGAAUGAUAUUAAAUUAAUAGAAAUCGUAGACAUGCCCGCUAAUAAUAAAACGAUCAUUUGGAAAAAAUGUACUCAUUCAUAAGGAAACUGAAGACGAGUCAAAUUUGUUAUACACAAAAAAAAAAAAA